This is a messenger RNA of Myotis davidii, 3468 nucleotides long. It is a transcript of the gene KLHL25, whose product is annotated as kelch like family member 25. Bases 832 to 2076 code for a protein of 414 amino acids. The record is from RefSeq and is a predicted model, not a curated record. Lineage: Eukaryota; Metazoa; Chordata; Mammalia; Chiroptera; Vespertilionidae. Gene Ontology annotation, molecular function: protein binding. The transcript is spliced from 6 exons.
GGGAGCAAGAGCCCCACCUCUGGACUCCCUCUUGCACCACCCGAGUUGCUUGCGCCCUGCCGACGAGUCAGCGAUCUGGGCCAGGGCUUAGAGGUCUGAGUUGUGUGGUUUUGGGGUCGGGGCCAUUCCCCUCACUUUCCUGUGAACCUGACUGGUACCCUCCCCGUCAUGGGAGACCCGCUAGCCCCACCUUCUGGGCUCCCAGCGGCCCCACCCGCCCCGCUCCUGGGGACUCCGCCCUGCUGAGGUCUGGGCAGAAUCCAGGGCAGACUGGGUCGUGUGGCUCUGGGCGGUGGCCGCUCGUCCCGCCUUCCCCAAGCCUGGCUGGCACCUCGCCCUUGGGAUCCACGAGGCCCAUCCUCCCGGCUCCCGCAGCCCCACCCGGCGGAGCUCGGGCUCCUUGGGCAGAGCUGGGACACCGCGUUGCCGUUGCGUGGCUCUAGGACAGGGGCACACAGCCAGAUUGUGGUCUGUCGGUCUGUCUGGGGCUGAUAAACUCCGCUGCCCUCACCCUGACAGCCCCACCCCACCACAGAGUUGUUCGGGCACCCAGAGGGUGGCAGCUGGACUUGGUUUACCAGGGACGUUUGCCGAGUGGCCUCAGACCCAGCGCCGGCGCCGAGUUUGAACCUGGAUCCGUCGGGUGAACACCCACUUGCUCCUACCUGGUGACUGAGAACCGGUCUCAUGUGACCUGAGCAGUGCCAGAGAGUGACUGAGCCUCACAGGGGGAGGCAGGCGGAGGCGGAUCUCGGGGGCCUUGGGACUCUUGUUGGCCGGCCCCUGGCCCCUGGGGCCAGGCUUCCAGCCUGCAGCCAAGGUUGGCUCAGCAUGUCGGUCAGCGUCCACGAGACCCGCAAGUCGCGGAGCAGCACGGUGGCCGCCUGCCGCUACUUCGAGGCCAUGUUCAGCCACGGGCUGCGGGAGAGCCGGGACGACACGGUCAACUUCCAGGACAACCUGCACCCCGAGGUGCUGGAGCUGCUGCUGGAUUUCGCCUACUCGUCCCGCAUCGUCCUCAACGAGGAGAACGCCGAGUCGCUGCUGGAGGCGGGCGACAUGCUGCAGUUCCACGACGUGCGCGACGCGGCCGCCGAGUUCCUGGAGAAGAACCUGUUCCCCUCCAACUGCCUGGGCAUGAUGCUGCUGUCCGACAAUCACAGAGGCGCCCGGCCGCGCAAGGCGGGCCACACGCUGCUCAUCCUGGGCGGCCAGACCUUCAUGUGCGACAAGGUCUACCAGGUGGACCACAAGGCCAAGGAGAUCAUCCCCAAGGCCGACCUGCCCAGCCCCCGGAAGGAGUUCAGCGCCUCGGCCAUCGGCUGCAAGGUGUACGUGACGGGGGGCAGGGGCUCCGAGAACGGGGUGUCCAAGGACGUGUGGGUGUACGACACCGUCCACGAAGAGUGGUCCAAGGCGGCCCCCAUGCUGAUCGCCCGCUUCGGCCACGGCUCGGCCGAGCUGGAGAACUGCCUGUACGUGGUGGGCGGCCACACGUCCCUGGCGGGCAUCUUCCCCGCCUCCCCGUCCGUGUCCCUGAAGCAGGUGGAGAGGUACGACCCCGGGGCCAACAAGUGGAGCAUGGUGUCCCCGCUGCGGGACGGCGUGAGCAACGCAGCGGUGGUGAGCGCCAAGCUGAAGCUGUUCGUGUUCGGGGGGACCAGCAUCCACCGGGACAUGGUGUCCAAAGUCCAGUGCUACGACCCCGCGGAGAACCGGUGGACCAUCAAGGCCGAGUGCCCCCAGCCCUGGCGGUACACGGCCGCCGCCGUGCUGGGCAGCCAGAUCUUCAUCAUGGGCGGCGACACGGAGUUCACGGCCGCCUCUGCCUACCGCUUCGACUGCGAGACCAACCAGUGGACGCGGAUCGGGGACAUGACGGCCAAGCGCAUGUCCUGCCACGCCCUGGCCUCGGGCAACAAGCUCUACGUGGUGGGCGGCUACUUCGGGACGCAGCGGUGUAAGACCCUGGACUGCUACGACCCCACAGCGGACACGUGGAGCUGCAUCACCACCGUGCCCUACUCGCUCAUCCCCACGGCCUUCGUCAGCACCUGGAAGCACCUGCCUGCCUGAGGGCCCCUGCGAGCCAGGCUCUGCGUGUCUCCCCACCUCACGGCUGCAGCCACAGCGGGAAGCUCAGCCGCCCCGGCCAGCGCUCCGAGUGGCCACCCACCGGCUCUGGGAGCUGCUCUGAGUUUUAGACGAGAGAAGACACCGUCUCCAGCGCCAGGGUGCCUGCCUGAGGCUUUUCCCGCUUUGCAGGGGUUUGGGGGAGAGGGUCUCCCAGAGGGGCGUGCGCACACCAGGCUCCCUCCGCCUCCGGGGGAGGAUGCGUUUGCAGGACUUGGAGGUCACCUGUUUCCGCAAGUCGGGGCCGGGUCCCGGGGCCAGGCAUGAAGAGCCCUGGAUGGGGGCAGCCCGCCUGCAGCCUGUGACGCGCGUCCCUGUCCCUGCUGUGAUGUCGCCCACAGGGGACGUCCCAGGUCUCGGGGGACGGCCAGCAGGACUGAGGGCAGGAGCUACUGAGAGAGAACCGAGGACACGUUGUAUAAGGGGCAGAAGCCUGUGGGGUGACCUCAGUGGCAUCCAGGAGGCUUCAUUGGCGGACGACCCCGGGCAGCUGGGUUAAUGACAGAAUCUCAUGGCCCCUCCCCAGAGCAGGGCUUGCCCUCGUGACCUUGCCACCUCCCGGUCAGGCUGGCCAUGGCCCAUCACAUGGCAGCACCCAGGACCUUGGGUACCACAGGCCGCUGGACAGGGGGUGCCUCCCCUCCUCAGCACAUCACAAGCACCAGCAAUGCCCCCGGCUCCUGAUGGGGACCCCGAGGGACUCCAGGGGCCCACCCCCUCCCCCCGGACAUCCCCAGCGCUGGACGCAUCUCAGUGCGGAGGUCAGCCACGAGGUCACCGCUCCGGACCCCGCUGGCCCCUGGCAUCCUGGCCUUCCAGCUGUAACUGGACCUGACCCUCUGCCCCCCGGGCUCACAACGCAAGCUCCUCCCGAGAGAACUGGCGACAUCUGUUCGUUGUUUUUCACCGUCCAAGUGGCUGGUCCCUCCUCCGUGUAGCCCAGCCCAGCCCAGCCCGCCCCUCCCGUCCCUCCGUGCAGGCACUAGCCUUGGGCUUCUCCCGGGGCCUUGGACCUUGAAGUGGGGUUCACUCACUGAUGCGCCCCAGCUGCCACUCGGAACGUCUGAGAGCAGAAGGUGCCCCUCCAGUUCAGACGCUGCUGCUCCCUCUCGGCCCCCCUGCAGCCGCGGGGCCCCACCCCUGGAGAUGGCUCUGCUGGGAAACUGGGGAGCCCUGGCCGGGGGAGGGGCUGGGCGGGAAGCAGCUGCCGGGUCUGCAGGCCCUGCCCUGUCGGCUGCUGGGCUGAGCUAAGCACACGCCUCACAGCACAAAGUACCUCGGUGCCCUCCCUGGCGGGACCCUCUCUGUUUCUAAGUUAAUAAAUGAAUUGAGAAC